Sclerotinia sclerotiorum 1980 UF-70 is the source of this 2628-nucleotide messenger RNA. RefSeq lists its product as hypothetical. Gene Ontology annotation, cellular component: peroxisomal membrane. Gene Ontology annotation, biological process: fatty acid beta-oxidation; long-chain fatty acid import into peroxisome; very long-chain fatty acid catabolic process. The record is from RefSeq and is a predicted model, not a curated record. Bases 1 to 2628 code for a protein of 875 amino acids. The transcript has 4 exons. Gene Ontology annotation, molecular function: ATP binding; ABC-type transporter activity; long-chain fatty acid transmembrane transporter activity. NCBI's taxonomy places the organism in Eukaryota, Fungi, Ascomycota, Leotiomycetes, Helotiales, Sclerotiniaceae.
AUGGCUUCGCAGUCGACAUUACGGUAUUCCGAUCCCAUCGGCGCGCUCUAUCAAAGAUACGCGAAUCUCAUUCGUAGUCGAAUCCAGGGAGUCUCGAAAGCAACAAAACUUCUGGCCACAUUAUUCCUUACCCUUUCUAUCAUAUGCGGAGGUACUUUUGGUCAUGGAUGGUGGCAGAAACGAGCAGCAGAGAAAGAGCAAGGGAAAAGAUUACAUCGCCGGAAUUCCGGGCUUAAGAAUAAAGAUGGAUCGAGGGUGGUAUUCGUACCAUAUAAAGAUACAACUUCCAAAGUCACCAUAAAUCCUACGAAACCUUUGACUUUUGAUGCUCAUAGAAGGCUUUUCCUGAAUCCACCUCGAGCUUCUGGACUCACGGAUGGUCAAACUCCGCAGAUUCCACCUCCGCAAACGAAGCCGGGCUUGAAUUUGGCCUUUUUACAUCAAUUCCUGAGUCUUUUGAGUAUAAUGAUACCGAGAUGGUCAAGUAAAGAGACUGGUUUACUUGUGAGCCAUGGUGUCUUUUUGUUGCUUCGAACAUACCUGUCACUGGUUGUGGCACGAUUGGAUGGUGUGAUUGUUCGAGAUUUGGUUGCAGGUAAUGGAAAAGCCUUCACUUGGGGCAUCAUAAAGUGGUGUGGCAUUGGAGGCUUGGCUUCUUACACGAAUGCUAUGAUUAAAUUCCUCCAAUCCAAAGUCUCAAUCGCUUUCCGUACACGCCUGACAAGAUAUAUUCACGAUUUGUACCUUAAUGAUAACCUCAACUACUACAAACUUUCAAAUCUUGAUGGUGGCGUUGGGCAAGGCGCGGAUCAAUUUAUUACACAGGAUCUGACUCUCUUCUGUGAAUCGGCAGCUAGUCUAUACUCAUCGUUAGGUAAACCUUUCGUUGAUCUAUGUGUUUUCAACUAUCAGUUAUACCGAUCCUUGGGACCAUUGGCUUUGACUGGUUUAAUGACAAAUUACUUUUUGACGGCCUCGAUACUUCGACGACUUUCACCACCAUUUGGAAAAUUGAAGGCCGUUGAAGGACGUAAAGAAGGAGAUUUCCGAGGGCUUCAUGCUCGCCUCAUUGCAAAUGCGGAAGAAGUAGCAUUCUAUGGAGGGGCCGAUAUGGAGAAGAUUUUCUUAGAUAAAGAGUUCAAAAGUCUCAAAAAGUGGAUGGAAGGGAUAUACACCCUCAAAAUCCGCUACAACAUACUUGAAGAUUUUGUUCUCAAGUACAGUUGGAGCGCAUAUGGCUAUCUGCUGAGUUCGUUACCAGUAUUUCUUCCCGCAUGGGGUGGUCUUGGUGGAGUUCAGGAAUUGGCCGACAUUUCUGUGGUUGGUGGUCGAGAAAAAGGUCGGAUGAGGGAGUUCAUCACAAACAAAAGACUCAUGUUAUCAUUAGCCGAUGCUGGUGGUCGUAUGAUGUAUUCAAUCAAGGAUCUUUCAGAAUUAGCGGGAUACACUAGUCGAGUCUAUACGCUGAUAUCAACUCUUCAUCGAGUUCAUGCAAACGCAUACUUUCCUCCUCGAAAUGCCCAAGCUGAACUUUAUUCUCUAUCUGACGUACAAGGAACAAUCCAGAAAGGUUUUGACGGUGUACGAUUGGAGAAUGUACCAGUGGUAGCCCCUUCAGUGUACCCUCAUGGCGGAGAAGAGCUGAUAGAUUCUCUGUCCAUGGUCGUUCACUCUGGAGAACAUUUACUUAUCUCCGGCUCAAACGGUGUAGGUAAAAGCGCCAUCUCUCGUAUCGUCGCUGGACUUUGGCCCGUCUACCGAGGCCUCGUCUCUCGACCUCGAACAACCGGCACAGAUGGGAUUAUGUUCCUUCCCCAACGUCCAUAUCUUAGCGUCGGCACUCUACGUGAUCAAGUCAUUUAUCCUGACGGUGAACUCGAAAUGCGUUCCAAAGGCCGUCGCGACAUCGAACUAAAACAUAUACUCGAAGAAGCACGUCUAGGCUACCUCCCCGAUCGAGAAGGUGGAUGGGACACGAGGAAAGAAUGGAAAGAUGUGCUAAGUGGAGGUGAAAAACAACGUAUGGCUAUCGCAAGAUUACUAUACCAUGAACCAAGAUAUGCAUUUAUAGAUGAAGGCACCAGUGCCGUAUCAAGCGACGUUGAAGGUUUACUGUAUGAAACCUGUAAAGGAAAAGGCAUCACAUUGAUCACGAUAUCAACAAGAGCAAGUUUGAAGAGAUAUCAUACUUUUAAUCUCACACUAGGAUUAGGAGAUGAGGGUACGGAAUGGGAAUACGAGAGGAUCGGGACGGAGAGGGAAAAAAUGGGAGUAGAAAGGGAAUUGCAGGAGUUGAGGGAGAGGAUGGAGAUGGAAAGGGCGUGGGAAGAAAGGAUGAAGAAGAUUGAGAGUGAAUUAGAGGAGGUUUGGGUAGAGGGUGGUGAGAGGUUGGAGGGACCAAAGUAUAGUGAGGUGGGGGUUGGAGAUGAAGAUGGACAUGGAGAUGAACAUGAACAUGGUGCUAAGGAGGAGGAAGGGAAUGAAGCUGGAACUUUCGAGGUUGAAGUCAAAGACGAGGCAUAUAUGUGUAUAGUGAGUGAGGUGAUGCGUAGCAAUAGAAUGGAAAUGUUGAGAUAUGGUGUUGUGAGCAUGGGAGGAGAGGAGGGGAAGGAGGGGUCAACAAAGUGA